CAUGUGCAAUCAUAAGUAAAUAUAUUUACAGGUUAGUCAUGUAAAUAUAUUUACAUUAGUCAUAUAGUUCCAGGUUAGAAAUCAGAAAGGGGGAAUGUAUCUGAGAAAGAAAAAACAACCCCAAAAAAGUGAAAAUAGUAUGCUUCAAUCUGCAUUUAAACGCCAUAGUUCUUUUGCUGGAUGUGGUCAGCAUUUUCAGUAAGAUGGAAGUUCUUAUUAAUGUUCUCAAAAGUAUUGGAUUCAGAGUCAAGAGCCUCACAAAAACAUUGUUUCUAAUUUCUUAGAUGGAGCCAAGCAGCUUAAUUCCCCUUUCACAUAAUGGUUGUCCUUGAGAAACUGGAUUGAAGGCCUUUCACCACCUUGUUGCCCUUUUCCCAAUAGUCUCCAACUUAAUGUCCUUCUUAAACUGUGGCAUUCGGAAUAAACAAAACUCCAGGAUGUCAGCAGCAAGGAAAGCCAGCCUGUUAAAUGCCAACCACUUAGCUAAUGACUUUUUUUAUGAUUCCAGUGACAUUUCCAUAGGAGAUAUGAGGAUAAAAGAAACUCAGAAUAGGGUCUUUAGAAGUGAAGGCCUUGAUAAGACAUCAUUUAGCCAAAGCAGAUUCUUAAAGAGGAAACAAAAUGCUGAUGAAAACCAGUUUUUCUUCAAGGAUAAUACUGUAAAGGAGAUAGGGAGCAGGACCUCUUUAAAUAGAUCAAUGACUACUGCCUCCAAGAUCAGGGCUAAUGCAGCUUUGAUGAAACUAGCACAAAUAGAAACUAAAAUUAUGAGCCGAAAGCUGCAGGUUGAUUUGUCUGACACUGACACAGAUGGGAAAAGUGCUGAUGGCCUUUCCCUGAAAAAUGUAAGUGACAUUCCCUGGCAACAUAGGGAUAAACUUCCCAUUGCCGGUAGCAAUGAAAGAGUGAAUCGGUUUCUGAAGAAGAAAGGUCCAGCUAUUGAAAAAAUAGCCAGUACGGUACAGUCUGGAAAUGUCAAGAAUUCUCAAUCACCAAAACAGAAAGAGCCGGUUGGAAAGUUGGUAUCUAUGGAUAGUGAUGAGGAGGAAAUGAAAUUGUUGCUGGGAAACUUCGUGAAGCCUUUUGAUGACAAAGAUGCACCUACGAAUGCUGUUCUUAUGAACACUAAACUUAAGGAGGAUGAAUAUAAGGCAUUCUCUAUGGAUGAGAUUCUGAGUCCACCAGGUCCAGUUUCUCCACCUAGUGAAGAAUUUUCCAGUCUCAAGCUUUUUCGAACAUUAUGUUUGCCUGAAGAAAGCUGUCAAGAAACUGCCUCCUGCAAUAGCCCUUCAAGAACUCCUUCCCCACAGAGUGGCUUUUCAGAUAACAAAACUUCAAGAUCACCAUCACUUUCAAUAAUGCAUUACUUUUCAAGGCCAACAUCCCCCAAAAUGCAGCAUAUAAAACUAGCAUUCUCACCUGGGGAGACUGAAAUUGGAUCAUUGGAUGAGUUGUUCUCUGAAGCAUCCAGUGAUAGCUUAAAUGAUUUUAAAAUAAAUAUUUUAUCCCUUGAUGAUUUGGCUCCAGUUGAUGUCAGUGAAAAAAAAGAACUCAGACAAAAAGAAGAAGAUCAUAGAAUAAAACCAUCAAACAAGGAAUUAAAGAGAGAUGUAUCAGUUGUAAAAAAUAUACAAAGAAGAAAUGUCAAAGAGAUGAGUCCAGAGACAAGUAUGAACAUUACUUCUCUUGACCUUGAAGAGGAAAGUUGCAUUGCAAGUGAAAUAUGUGAGGAUGUGAAUGAGAAGUCUGAUACCUUUUCUAGAGAAGAAAGUAUUUCCAGGAGAUCACCAUCUCCUAGACUGCAGGAAAAUACUAUAAACUCAGUAUAUUCUGAAGAUUUUGAAAAAUCAACAGCAUCUGGGCAGGCAACCUACUCCCAAGAGUCAUCAAACAAGACACCGGAGUCUUUGUCUGAGAGCCCUUCUCAAAGAGAUCUUAGCACAGAAUCAGGAGAGCCUGGUCCAAAAUGGAGUGAGAAUGUAAGGAGACUCUUAGUGAAAGAAGUGGCUGUUCAGACUUAUGAUCCUGCAUUCACCUACAGCUGGAAAAAAGAGACCAUGGCGACCAUUGGCCCAAGUUUGGGUAGAGCUUAUGUGGACCCUGAACCUAUUGCCACUCAUGUGAUUAGUGCAGAUGCAAUAGAAGCUCUGACAGCCUAUAGUCCUGCAGCCUUUGCUCUGAAUGACAUGUUAAAACAGCAGCUGACAUUGACAAAGCAGUUUAUGGAAACCAGCCGGUAUCUGCAUUAUUCUCUCCUGAAGUCCCUGGAAGAUGACACAUUCCAUUAUCAUACAUUGGAAGAAGUUAAAGACUAUAUUAGGAAGCACAAGUCACCACCACUAACAAUUGAGAAAGCUUUGGACGAAGUUCUGAAGGAAAUGUCGGAUCAUUAAAUGGAAUAAGAGAUUUGCUUCCAACAUAG
Molecule: messenger RNA, 2422 nt
Organism: Antechinus flavipes (yellow-footed antechinus)
Lineage: Eukaryota; Metazoa; Chordata; Mammalia; Dasyuromorphia; Dasyuridae
Gene: C1H19orf44
Product: chromosome 1 C19orf44 homolog
Exons: 8
Coding region: 393-2393 (666 amino acids)
Source: RefSeq, a predicted model, not a curated record